Messenger RNA from Dentiscutata heterogama, 139 nucleotides. Lineage: Eukaryota; Fungi; Glomeromycota; Glomeromycetes; Diversisporales; Gigasporaceae. The record is from the annotation of a GenBank genome assembly.
AUGAACCACGAAACACUCAUGAGCAAUCCAUGAGACACACUACCAACAAUGGUCAGACAAUGGAUAUCUGCUCAGGGAAAGGACCGAAUUUUUUGCUUGAAAGCGCUCAUCGUAUGGUUGAUUUUAGGAUGAUCCCUGU